UGCAUGGAAAAAUUAAUAAGUUGACAGAUAAAAUUUCGAUUGAGGUUGUGACUGUCUUGGAUUAACAUUCCCUAGUUUUGGCAAAAAUGGCAUCACGACUCCUAAAAUUGUCGUCCAACUUUCGAGUAUUGUCUCAGCGUUUCAAGAGCGGUGCAUCGCAUAGCGGUGACUAUUUAUCUGCUUUGUCUACUGUUGGUGAACCAACUGAGCUAACCCUUACCGACAACAAUGUUAGAGUUGCCUGUCAAACAACCAAUAGUGAAACAACAACAGUUGGUAUUUGGAUAAAUGCUGGCGCUCGUUAUGAAGAGGCUACAAACAAUGGAGCGGCCAAUUUAAUUCAACGAUUGACAUUCAAAGGCACAUCCAAACGAGCCAAAGCCAAUUUGGAAUCAGAAGUGGCCAAUUUAGGAGCCCGUUUAUAUUCAUUCACCAAUCGUGAACAAACCGCAUUUUAUGCAACCUGCCUCAAUAAAGAUGUACCAAAAGUAGUUGAACUCCUAUCGGAUGCUGUACAAAAUCCAAAAUUGGACGAAGCCGAUGUUGCAAAUGAAAUUAAAAGCGUUUUACGUGAGACAGGCGAAAUUGAAGCCAAUAUUGAAGAUGUUGUAUUUGAUUAUCUACACGCCACGGCAUAUCAAGGCACUCCAUUGGCACAAACAAUCAUUGGUAGCCAAGAAAGUCUAUCAUCAUUGAAAUCAAAAGAUUUGCAAUAUUAUGUCGAUUCACAUUACAAGGCAUCACGCACGGUAUUGGCCGCAUCAGGUGGAGUUAAACAAAGUGAACUACUCAAAUUGGCCGAAAAGAAUCUGGGAAAACUCGAUGAUACAUUUGAUGGUGAACCACCGGUUUUGUCAAGAUGCCGUUACACUGGAUCGGAAGUUCGUCUCCGUGAUGAUUCACUUCCAUAUGCUUACUUCGCAUUGGCCGUUGAAGGACCAGGAUGGAGUAGCCCAGAUCGUAUUCCUUUGCUUAUUGCUUCUACUGCAAUUGGCGCAUUUGAUCGGUCUCAAGGAAACUUCGAAGAUGCAUACGAACUUUGUCACAACUACAAAGCCUUCAAUACUACAUACAGCGACACAGGAUUGUUUGGCGUUUAUAUAGUAUGCGAACCAAUGCAAUGUGAUGAAAUUUCAAGAAGUGCUUUGAAAACAUGGCACCGGAUCGCAAACUCCAUUACUGAUGCCGAGCUUGAUCAAGCCAAAAACCGUUUGAUCACACAAUUGUUGAGCCAACAAAACAGUUCAAAAGCAAAUUGCGAAGAUAUUGGACGAUCAAUUUUAGCGGUUGGACAUCGAACCCCAUUGAGUGAAGUGGUUGCUUCCAUUCAAAAUGUUUCAAAUCAAACGGUGCGUGAUAUCACCGACAAAUACGUAAGCAACAAAUGUCCAGUCGUUUCAGCCGUUGGUCCAGUUGAACAGCUUAUGGAUUAUGUUAACCUCCGUGCAAGAAUGUAUUUGAGUCGUCUUUAAGUUGUAAAAUAUUUAUAACUUAAAUGAAUCUAAUAUUUUCAUUAUCGCCAUCAAAAAAUAAACCACAUUUAUUGAUGGAUUAAAAAUGAAAAUAUGAAUCAAUUUAACUAAUAAACUAUAUUUACCGCCAAAAAAUGCGUUCAUG
Molecule: messenger RNA, 1617 nt
Organism: Contarinia nasturtii (swede midge)
Lineage: Eukaryota; Metazoa; Arthropoda; Insecta; Diptera; Cecidomyiidae
Product: mitochondrial-processing peptidase subunit beta-like
Exons: 4
Coding region: 87-1472 (461 amino acids)
Cellular component (GO): mitochondrion
Molecular function (GO): metal ion binding; metalloendopeptidase activity
Source: RefSeq, a predicted model, not a curated record